UUUUUGGCUGGAGCAACAGCAUUACCCGAAUGCACCAAAACUAUAGCCCAUUGUCUCACUUGAAAUCCGACCAAAAAAUAUAUACUUUUCGAAUUAGUUCCAUAAUCACAGGUAUUUAUUAAGUUGACGUUUAAACCAUCUAAAUGGCAUCUUGCUUAUCUUAACUCAAAAGUAAAAUGUUCCUAAAUUACCCGGUUAAAAUGUCAAUGCCCAUUGUUGGCUCGUUGCUCCGCCCCUCGUGUUUGUCGUAAACCUGGCGCCUGGCUAGAGUCAAGACAAGAUAAGAGCUCCCAAGGCUCCCCUCCUUCUCCAAGGCGAUCCAUUGGAAAUCUCAGACGGACUCACAAGUACUCUUGUAGGUGUCCUGCAGCAGAGACACAACACAACGGUCGGACUUGUUCCGCGUUCAGCCAAAUUCACCUGCGGGCUAAACCAUGUCCUUGAGCCCAAAGCACUCAACUCCUUUCUCAGUGACAGAUAUUUUAAGCCCGAUCGAGGAGACCUACAGAAAGUUUGGAGGCAUGGACAGUACAGGGAACCUCGCGUCUUCGCUGGGCGCAUACCGACAAACUCAGGUGUCUCAACCGGGCAUCCAGCAGCACUCCAUGUGCCAUAACACCGGGGUGGCGAGCACCUAUCACAUGCCACACAGCGUCUCCCAAUUUUCCAGUGCCAUAGGAGGCUACUGUAAUGGGAGCAUCGGGAAUAUGGGAGACCUCCCGUCUUACCAAGACACAAUGAGGAACGGCGCAGCAUCAACUGCAUGGUAUAGCGCAAACGCCGAAACCCGCUACCCAACAAUUUCUAGAUUCAUGGGGGCUUCCACUGGGAUGAACAUGACCGGGAUGGGGACGUUGGCAGGGAUGGAUGCCACCAAAUCCAUGGUCACCUUACACUCUGCGCCCAGGAGAAAACGACGGGUGCUGUUCUCUCAGGCCCAGGUGUACGAGCUGGAGAGGCGCUUUAAGCAGCAGAAAUACCUGUCGGCACCCGAGAGAGAACACCUGGCGAGCAUGAUUCACCUGACGCCGACCCAGGUAAAAAUUUGGUUUCAGAACCACAGGUACAAAAUGAAACGCCAGGCAAAGGACAAAGCGAACCAGCAGAUUCAACAGGAGAACGGCAGUGUGUGCCCACAGCAACAGUCACCGAGGCGGGUAGCGGUCCCGGUUCUCGUGAAGGAUGGCAAACCCUGCCAGAACGGGUCAAGCAUACCGACGUCUGGGCAUCAGCAGGUGCAGCAGAACGUGUCCGGUGGUGCGAUGGCGGCAUCGGGCAGUGCGGUGGUCAAUCACCACAAUCAGCAGGUGAAUAAUCCGUUAUCCGAAGAACUGGAGGAAAUGUCCCCCAGUUCCCCUAAUCUACACAGCCAGAUAAACAUGGCUCAGACUGACGCGGCUCUCAUCGAAUACACCAAUAACAUGGUCAGUUCAAACCUGCUUUAUGGCAGAACUUGGUAAAAGGAAGAAACCUGCCAUUUUAUAUUUUCAUUCUGGAGAACACGUCAAGUGGAUUUUAAGACGAACAAAAACAUCGAGAAGGACAGUGGUCGUUGGUGACAUGGACAACAGAAGCACCAUACUUCAUUGACAUUUGAGAGGUGCAUAGAGCACCUAUUUUUAAGAAACAGUCGACCGUGCGUGUUUCACUUUUGAUGAAGAGUAUUUGAUAAAAAUUACACUCCAAGCACUCGGUGACGGUGUGAAGGGAGUGAAGUUUUAUUUGUUGGAAUUCAAUUCUUUAAAGGACACAUUGAGGGUAUCGGGCCAAAGUAUUGUAAUAUUUCGAUUAAUGAACCUGAACUGUAUAUAUAGUUAACACAUUUCAUGUGACAGUGAUUGUUUAAACGAAAUAUUUGUCCGAUCAUUUUUUGUAAAUUACAAAUGUGAUUGAUGCAUAGCAUACAUAUAUUCAAAUCACAAUCCAGUUGAACUAACAAUAAAUCGCUUGACAUGUAAGCAUA
Messenger RNA from Salmo salar (Atlantic salmon), 1963 nucleotides. RefSeq names its product homeobox protein Nkx-2.4. Lineage: Eukaryota; Metazoa; Chordata; Actinopteri; Salmoniformes; Salmonidae. The record is from RefSeq and is a predicted model, not a curated record. Gene Ontology annotation, cellular component: nucleus. Gene Ontology annotation, biological process: regulation of transcription by RNA polymerase II; cell differentiation. Gene Ontology annotation, molecular function: RNA polymerase II cis-regulatory region sequence-specific DNA binding; DNA-binding transcription factor activity, RNA polymerase II-specific.